Messenger RNA from Folsomia candida, 2127 nucleotides. Its product is annotated as mitogen-activated protein kinase mpkC. Lineage: Eukaryota; Metazoa; Arthropoda; Collembola; Entomobryomorpha; Isotomidae. The transcript has 2 exons. The coding region runs from base 177 to 1841 and encodes 554 amino acids. Gene Ontology annotation, biological process: protein phosphorylation. Gene Ontology annotation, molecular function: ATP binding; protein kinase activity. The record is from RefSeq and is a predicted model, not a curated record.
AGUUAUCAUGCAUCCAUUUCAUGCCUACGUAUCUUAUCUUGUUGCUAACCCAAAUUAAACAUAAACCAUGAUAAUGCCAACUAACUACGCAGUUAAUUAUUCCAGCAAGUCUCAAUAUACUCUCACUCAAGUUAACUGCAGGUAAAAAAAUAUUUUGAAAUACCCCGUAUUCAAAAAUGGACGCCAUGGAAGUGGAUCCCGACGUUCCUGCAGAAUCAAUUUCAUCCUGGUUUGAUUAUCUAACGUUGGAAUCUUUUCUUGGAUCCGGGUCGUUCGGUUAUGUUUUCAAGGCGAUCAGUGGUCAGGUCUACCUUUCCGCUGUCAAAGUCAUAUUCAUCGACGUCGUCGUAGACAACCCGGACGACGAAGCCGAGAAACUCCGCCUCUCCCGAGAAUAUAAACUAAUGAGAGGAAAAAAGCACAAAAACUUGGUGGAAAUCUUGAAAUCAACCGACACACCUUUCACAGAAGAGGAUGUCAACGUCUUGCUAAACCUUCCAUGCCUUCAGGACAAUGAGACUGCCUUGGCUAACCUGCAGAAGUUUACUUUUCUAGCAAAACGACGAAAGAAAAUUGAAACGUUGUGCAUCCAAAUGGAGUUAUGUGGUAACACGUUGCGUCAAUGGUUGCACAUUAAUAAUGAAAUUGACGACCCAGCAUUGCAUCCGGUUCGAAAUCAAAUUGUGAAGGACAUGUAUGAAGGGCUAAAAUAUCUGCAUAGCUAUAACAUUAUGCAUCGAGACUUUCGCCCGGAAAAUAUUAUGUUUUCCUUUUCACUAACUGGAGAAGAGUUCGAGUUUCCGGUUAAAGUAGGCGAUUUUGGCCUAUGUCGACAGAUCCAUAGCGAGCAAACUAAAACCAAGACACUAACCCCGGAAGUAGGAAAUGCCAUUUAUCGGGCACCUGAAGCUAAUACCGACCAGUACGGCAUCCCGGCAGAUCUAUUCUCAUUUGGUUUAGUGUCAUGGGAGGUUCUACAGCGAAUUAAGCAGAAAGACACAAGAUCAAUGUUCCAUAACUUGGUACAUGGUCCAAGGAAUAAUCUUGUUCAGCGCAAAAAGUGGUGGUUUAGAAAAUGGGAACAUAUUAUUCUUAAACUAACUAAAACACGCCCGAAAGACAGAAUUAAGGGACAUGCGGAAAUAAUGUUAAUUGCACCACAAAAUGCCGCAGAAAUAAUCAUUGAAUCAAAGGAGCAAUUUUUCAAUCUAAAGACCUUCUUAGUAGAAGGUGAUAUCGUAACUAUUAAUCUUAAGGACAGUGGACUAAGCGAUUACUGUUGUUCCACGGAUAAUGUUACCUUCCGUGGCAUAAAUGCUUUCAGUCACCAAAAUUUAAGUUUGGAAAUAUGGACCAACUCCUGUUCAAUCAUGAAUCUGAACUUGAACUCUUUAAACUUGGAUGGGUGUAACGAUAAUGUUGUGAGCAACGUAAUUUGUGGUCAUUUAACUGUUUCCGGCAAUAGAAACUGUUUGGACAAGAUUGAGAUUUUACAUAGUGGUCUGGACACGUCGGGAAUUGAAGUUAGAGGAGAUAAACAUGUUUUACGAUCAAUCAAAUGCUGUCAGGAUAAUCAUCGAGAAAUACAGAAUUCCGAAAUUAACAAAUAUACGGAUCUCGACCUAUAUAACGGCCGAGAAUGCUUGCGUCUGGACAAGCAGAGCUCCAAUUGCACAAUUACAAAUGCUAUUCUACGCAAUGCACACAUCGACGGAACCGGACAUACUUUGAAAGACAUUAAGUGCGAUAGUUUUUUGAUAAUUUCCGGCAAAGAUCAUUCUACAGAAAAUUUAGAUGCUUUAUAUUUUACUCACGACACAAACAAAAUAACCGUAGAUUAAGUACAUAUUGGCAUAAAUAUAACAAAGUACUACACUGUGAAUAAUAAUAAAGCUAAACAUAUAACGAGAAAGUGGAAUGGUAUGUAAAUGUUUUUUGCUCGUGUAAAUAUGUAAUCAAUGCAGAUGGGCGUGUAUAUAGUAAAGUUAAAAAUAUCAUAUAAAGGGAAAUACUUAAUAAUAUUUUACACAUGUAAUUAUUGGAUAAAUUAAUCAAUGUGUGUAUGUGCGUGGAGUCUAAUAAAAUAAAUCAGAUUUGUCAUAUUAUUGUAGGACCUACUUAUAAAAC